CGGCGGCGGGUGAAGGCGUGGUGAGUUUGGCUCCAUACGAGGCGAGUGUGCGCUGUUGUAGUACCGGGUGAUGAGCAUGGGCAGCGGCUGCACGGCGGCUUUCCUUCCUGCCAGGAGCGGUUGUGGACAAAGCUGAACGGGGCUGGUCAAAUAUGCAGGGGAGCAUCUUGAUGAUCAAUACCUAAAGCGGGAUACAAGAAGUACAAAGAUGACUGAGGGCAGACUGUGCCAAGUUCAGCUGCUGGAUGACAGGAAGCUAGAGCUGCUGGUUCAGCCAAAGCUACUGUCGUACGAGCUCCUUGACUUGGUGUCCUCCCACUUCAACCUCAAAGAGAAGGAAUUCUUUGGACUUGCAUUUUUUAAUGACAAUGGUCAGUGUAAGUGGUUGCAGAUGGACCGCAGAGUUCUUGAACACGACUUUUCAAAGAGGCCGGGGGCCAUCGCCCUUAACUUCCUGGUCAGGUUUUAUGUAGAAAACAUAACCCAGCUAAAGGACAUCAUCACAGUGGAGUUAUUCUACCUGAAUGCAAAAUCUGCUGUCUACAAUGGGAUCAUUGAAGUAGAAACUGAGAACGUCUUCAAAUUAGCUGCAAAUGCUUUGCAGGAGGCUAAAGGAGACUUUACGAGUGAUGAAAACACUCGAGCUGAUUUAAAGAAACUACCAACUCUUCCCACCAAAGUACUCAAGGAACACCCAUCUCUUGCAUACUGUGAAGAUCGAGUAAUUGAAUAUUAUAAGCCGCUGAAAGGUGUCUCCAGAGGACAGGCUAUUGUGCAGUAUUUGACGUUAGUGGAAUCGUUGCCAACCUAUGGUGUGCAUUAUUAUGAGGUUAAGGAUAAACAAGGGAUCCCGUGGUGGCUUGGAAUCAGUUAUAAAGGCAUCGGCCAGUAUGAUUUGCAGGAUAAAUUAAAACCUCGAAAGCUGUACCAGUGGAAACAGCUGGAAAAUUUGUACUUCCGAGAGAAAAAAUUUGCUGUAGAAGUCAAUGAUCCACACAGGAGAGCAGUAACCAAACGCACCUUUGGGCAGACGGGCUUACUUAUCCACACGUGGUAUGCCAGCCAUUCUUUGAUCAAGACCAUUUGGGUCAUGGCCAUUAGCCAGCACCAGUUCUACUUGGACAGAAAGCAAAGCAAAGCUAAACUAGGACCAACAAGAAGUUUGGAGGAAAUUGCCAUGGACCUCACAGAGCACGGAGGGGCAAAAGUAAACAGGCUUGGAGAUGUAGGUCUGAAAAAUGACUUCAUAACAGCCAGCAACGGGAGCCUGGUGUCUACAGGUUCUGCGGACUCUGAAAUGAGCGAGGAACAGAAGAAAGAAAAGCUCUCUGAGCUUAGAAAGAAAGAACAGGAGAUCCAAGAUAUUUUGGCCAAAAAAACAAAAGAGCUGAAGAAGAUUUGCCUCAGAGAGGCGGAACUAACUGGCAAGUUGCCAAAAGAGUAUCCCCUCUCCUCAGGGGAAAGACCACCACAGGUCAGACGACGUGUUGGCACGGCAUUCAAGUUAGAUGACCUUUUUCCCUACAAUGAGGAUCCCUUCCUUAGGAACCUGGAGAGCAGAUUUGCCCUUCAACAAAAGAUCGUCGAGGCCGCUAAAAAGCUUGCAAACGAGCCAGAAAUUUGUAAAACAGUCAAGAAGAAGAGGAGGAGAAACUGUCUGGAUGCCAUGCACAAACUCCAACAGAUAGAAGAUGAGAUGAACCAGUACAGAAUCAAAAAGGGGAAAAAGCCCACACAGCGGGCAUCAGUGAUCAUUGCAGAUGAGCUUGUGCGGUCAGACUGUAGCUCUCUGUCUAGUCUCCCUCUGGAUGAUGAUGAUUCAGAUAUUGCGGGUCAAAGACCACGAUCGCGGUCGGUCCAAGGUUCCCCUCAGCUUAGUCCAAUGCGAUCGCUAGGAGCAGAAUACGAUGCAGAGAGACAGGGAUCUUCAACAGGAAACCACAGCAAAAACCACUGCAGAUUAGCUUUUGAUGGCCAGGAGGCUUCACAAUACUACCAGAAUCCAAGAGAAGUCUCCUCUACCCACAGUAGUCCUUUUAAAACCCUUCCCAGACCUCCUAGAGAUCCACGCAGCAUGCCUCCCACCCCGGUUAUGACCCGCAAUGCCUACAGCAGCAGCCAGCUCAGGUCGGAGGGGUCUCCUCAUUGCUUCAGGCAUCGCAGUGGAAGUCUGGAAUCUCAGCCCCGGUUAAGAAAAGACACAGACUCGGAGAAGCCAGUCUUUAUCUUGUCACCAGCUGAACGUAGCAACAGCACGGAGGUGUUAGAAGACUGCUCCUCAUACACCAGCCAGUCCAGUCUGGACUACUGUGGGGCAACUAACUCCCAAUACAAUACACUGGACUCCCGUACCUCAACCAUGCAUCGUCUUCACAGGAAAGUGGCAGCGUAUGGUAACACUGGAAGCAUGCCCAACUUAGUCCAGCACCAUUCUGGUUGUAAUUACUCAUGUGAGACCUCAACACACUACGCGCCCAGUGCCUACUACGUUGCCGGCUACCCCUGCCCGGACAUGGAGCCUUACACUAACGGUGCCUACGUGUAUGAGAACGAAGUCGAAGGCCAUUACAACGUCAACCCGUCCUACCAAAUGAAUGGCUAUCAUGGACAUGAGAGAUUCAGGCACUACAGCAGCGAUGGUGCAGAUAGUCUUUCUCAGAAUCCUUACGCAACAGUGAGGCCGCCACGGAGCAGAGAGAGACCCAGAAAUGAGCUUUUGGCCAAAAACAUGCAUAAGGCUCUGGUGGCAGAGCAUCUGAGAGGCUGGUACCACAGGAACAAAGGCCACAGGGAGGGAGGGAGGGGACUGAUGGCUGGAUAUGACUUUGACAGUGGCUCUCAGCUCAGUCUGGGCUACCAAACCAUGCCUGCAGCCUUCAGCCACUCCAGCAGAACCACCUCUUUCUCUUCAGUGUCCUCAGCAGAGAGCACAGGGAACUGGCGCAACCAGCUGGCGGUCGGCCUGACAGAGUUUGACACACCCGACAUGCCUCAGUACCCUCAACCCGGAGCUCCGUCAUCUCUGUACAACCGCAGUCCCACACAUAACAGUCCUGAAAACAAAGAGUCUGACACAAUACCUAAAAAAUUUGAGUCAGUAGAUGUGGUUGGCCCUGAUACAACUAGUACAGAUGAACCAUCAGACAACCAAUCUAGCACUUAAGGAUAUCGCCUGGAUGGAAGCUACAUGAGCAUCCACUGAAGAGGACCAAACCAAACUUUGGCACAAACAAAGCCAUGGCCAGCAGCACAUGAAGGGAAAAGAAGCCCAAACACAGGCUGUAGUGUACACACACUUCUUCUCAGCCACAAAUGCAGUCUUUGGAGAUAUUCUGUGCUUUAAGUUUUUGCAGAGGCGUACACUGUCCUCAUGUUAAAGUUUGCUCUGAACACUGAUGACACUCUUGAAUGACUUUCCCAUGUGCCUUGGAGUGAAGAAUUGUAGAGGCAGAUGAGAAUGUGUCAAGAUGUUGCACAGUGCACUGGAUUUAAACCAUAUUCUGUAUUAAAGAGAAAAAUGUCAACAUGUAUUUUAACAAGAACUAGCUACUGCCUUAUACAAAAUAGUAGGUUAGAGAAUAAAAAAACAAUCAUCACUUUCAUCUCAUCAUAAAAAUAGUCUUGAUAAUUAUGUGCACAUAUAAAACAAAGUUUAAAACAUGUGACAGGACAAGAGCCGAUUUGAUCAUUAGAGCAAGUUGGAUGAUUUUCUAUUCAUUUUUUAAAUGUUGAAUCAGAAUGAAUUAUGUCAAUAUUGUUUAUAGAGCCAUUUGUCUUGGUGGUGCAGUAAUGUGUUUUAAAUGCAUGGUGAUGAAUCAUUAUUUUUUUUAUUAAAAGAAAAAAAGAAACACUGCCAUAAAAACAACAUCCACAUAUUUUUUCCCACAUAUUUGUACAGUUAGUGUGUAGUAAUAUGUCAUUAGAUAGCAUCAUAAAAUAUUUUCCAUUUUAAAUGAGGAGGUGAAUAAAUACAUGUGCGACACGUAGAUGUUGUUGUCUUUUUGUU
Molecule: messenger RNA, 4006 nt
Organism: Melanotaenia boesemani (Boeseman's rainbowfish)
Lineage: Eukaryota; Metazoa; Chordata; Actinopteri; Atheriniformes; Melanotaeniidae
Gene: frmd4bb
Product: FERM domain containing 4Bb
Exons: 24
Coding region: 209-3163 (984 amino acids)
Biological process (GO): establishment of epithelial cell polarity
Cellular component (GO): bicellular tight junction; adherens junction; cytoskeleton
Source: RefSeq, a predicted model, not a curated record